UUGGACAGAGUUACCCACCGACUAUAAAUCCAGACCCAUCGAUACCGAUGACGCAGGCUAUAGUGCAAGGGGGACCUGUCUUGCAAGAGCCAUGUGGACAGGGUUACUCACGAGAGACUUUAUUUCGUGACCCAGGUGAACAUGAUUACUAACCGGAGACUAUAAGUCUGUAAGCUGGACAAGGACGUGGUAAUAAGGUCGAAGAGCAAGAACUAGUUUGGCGGUAUCCCGUGAGAUUAUGGACAUUUGUCGUGAUUUUUGUGUGUGAAAAUUACUUAGUCCAAAUUAAAUAGCCUCAGCUGCAGCAAGCGGUAUUUUUAA
Molecule: messenger RNA, 321 nt
Organism: Pecten maximus
Lineage: Eukaryota; Metazoa; Mollusca; Bivalvia; Pectinida; Pectinidae
Product: rhodopsin-like
Source: RefSeq, a predicted model, not a curated record